Messenger RNA from Hyaloscypha bicolor E, 501 nucleotides. RefSeq lists its product as uncharacterized. The transcript is spliced from 3 exons. Bases 1 to 501 code for a protein of 166 amino acids. The record is from RefSeq and is a predicted model, not a curated record. Gene Ontology annotation, molecular function: zinc ion binding; nucleic acid binding. Lineage: Eukaryota; Fungi; Ascomycota; Leotiomycetes; Helotiales; Hyaloscyphaceae.
AUGCCUCCGCGCGGUUUCACCAACCCGGCUCCCAAGACGGAGAGCGCAAGGGAAGCCGUCAAGUCGUUCUACUGUGAACUAUGCAGCAAAGGCUACGCCCGAAUGAACGAGUAUGAAGCCCAUCUCUCUUCCUAUGACCACUCGCACAAGCAACGCCUCAAAGACAUGCGGCAACUGUCCCGCGAUCCCCUCGCCUCUACCAAAGCCCGCAAGGCUGAAGCAAAAGCCAAUUCACAAUCAGGGCUCAUAUCUAUCAAGCUAGGAGGUGAAUCGGGAACUACUGGAGGUGGCGGUGGGUUCAAGAAAGCCGGAUUUAAAAAAGCUGGGUUCAAGAGUGCUUUUGCGCCUGCGGAGGGAGAACCUGCAAGGGAGGAAGAGAAAGCUGAAGAAGUGAGGAAGAAGGAAGUGCCCGGACUGAAGAUAGACGAGGGUAUGGAGGUAGAGAGCGAUACGGAUGAUGAAGGGUACGAGAUGUAUGAUCCAAGACACCCUACGGACUGA